AUGAUCGAUAAUAACGAUCGCGGAGAUGUUUCUCAAUCCAACGGGAGCCGCAGCAUUGCAUCACAAGCAAUUUGUAAUUCCUCAAAAUACUCCAGCAGCGACAUUGAGCGAGAACACGUUACGGACAAGAGCGGAGGCCGUUCUGAAGCCAGUGGGAGCGACGACACCCCGGUGGCUAAGGAAAUGGAAAGCCAGAAGAACGAAGCGUGCGAUUUGUUCGAGGGAAAGUGGGUGAAGGAUGAGAGGGGGUCGCCGUACACGAGCACCACCUGUCCGACGCUGCCAGACUCAAAGAACUGCGGCAAGUACGGGAAGGAUCAGGGUUUCGUGUAUUGGAGAUGGAAACCUGAAGGUUGCGAGUUGCCGAGGUUCGACGCACGCAUGUUUUUGAGGGUUGUUCGGGGAAAGAAGUUGAUGUUUGUUGGGGAUUCUCUAGCGAGGAACAUGAUGGAGUCUUUGCUGUGUCUGCUGUCUCAGGUCAGCUACUGA
Asparagus officinalis (garden asparagus) is the source of this 489-nucleotide messenger RNA. Its product is annotated as protein ALTERED XYLOGLUCAN 4-like. Gene Ontology annotation, molecular function: O-acetyltransferase activity. The coding region runs from base 1 to 489 and encodes 162 amino acids. Gene Ontology annotation, cellular component: Golgi apparatus. NCBI's taxonomy places the organism in Eukaryota, Viridiplantae, Streptophyta, Magnoliopsida, Asparagales, Asparagaceae. The transcript has a single exon. The record is from RefSeq and is a predicted model, not a curated record.